Molecule: messenger RNA, 300 nt
Organism: Mastomys coucha (southern multimammate mouse)
Lineage: Eukaryota; Metazoa; Chordata; Mammalia; Rodentia; Muridae
Product: exosome complex component CSL4-like
Exons: 2
Coding region: 1-300 (99 amino acids)
Biological process (GO): RNA processing
Cellular component (GO): cytoplasm; nuclear exosome (RNase complex)
Molecular function (GO): RNA binding
Source: RefSeq, a predicted model, not a curated record
AUGUGGGAGCUGUUGUCACCUGUAGGGUCUCUAGAAGAUACCCGAGCAACUGAAAAAGACAAGGUAGAAAUUUACAAGAGUUUCCAGCCAGGUGACAUAGUUUUGGCCAAACUUAUCUCCCUAGGUCAUGCGCAGUCCAAUGACCUGCUGACUACUGCUGAAAAUGAGGUAGGAGUUGUGGUGGACUUCAGUGAGUCAGAUGUCCAGAUGGUUCCCAUCAGCUGGUGUGAGAUGCAGUGCCCCACGAUCCACACUAAAGAAUUCCAAAACGUAGCCAGAGUACAGCCUGAGUUCUUAUAA